Molecule: messenger RNA, 826 nt
Organism: Mizuhopecten yessoensis (Yesso scallop)
Lineage: Eukaryota; Metazoa; Mollusca; Bivalvia; Pectinida; Pectinidae
Product: copper transport protein ATOX1 homolog
Exons: 4
Coding region: 67-291 (74 amino acids)
Biological process (GO): copper ion transport
Cellular component (GO): cytosol
Molecular function (GO): copper chaperone activity; metal ion binding
Source: RefSeq, a predicted model, not a curated record
AAAGCGUCUGCUUGAUGCGAGAUACCGGAAAGUUUUAAUGUAUUUGUUGUGCAAGCAGUGAAGAAGAUGGCAGGCGUAAAGACACACACAUUCUUUGUGGAUAUGACCUGUGGGGGUUGUUCCGGUGCAGCCAUCAGGGUGCUGACAAAAGACAACUUAGUGGAUAAAGGCAACAUCGAAAUUGACCUGGAUAAGAAGACAGUUGUGGUUAAGUCUGAACUUGAAGCCAAGGAGCUGGAAGAUGUUCUCAAAAAGACUGGGAAAGACGUGAAAUUCAUUAGUACAGCGUAACUUAUAAAAAUUUUGGAAGAUGUAUAUAUCCAGUAAAUAUCACCGAACAAACAACCUAUAACUGAGGACAUCGUGUCUUAGUAUACAGCCAUUUUGGACAAGACAUUGUAGGGGUUCAGCUUAUUAGUUGGUUAUGGCUAUAUUUAGAACUUUUUAAUCUUUCUGUAUUGCAUAUCAUUUGAGGUAACUCCCAGGUGCCAUUUUUAUAUUGGACCAUUUUGAUGUCAAGUUCCUAAAAUGUUACCCCAUCUUUUAUUAUUGUUAUCAAUUGAAUUGUAUCAGACUGAUGUACGUAAUGUACUAAUGUUUGCGUUUCUGUUCAUGGAAUAAUUUAGUCUUUCCUUCAUUGAUACAGUCAAACAGUUAGAAAAUGCUUUGUCCGUUAUACUAGUCAGCAGGAAGGAACUAUAUUAGACAAUGGGGAAGGGAGGGACGGAAACCUUGUACAGCAUAUUAACACAACAGGGAAGGGAGUACCCAAAAUCUUACCCAGUAUACUAGACAACAGGGAAGGGAGUACCCCAAAUGUUAUCCA